AGAAACAAACAGGGGUCGAUUGAAGAAUCGCAUCGUGUGGUGUUAAAUUUCUUAGAUAUCACGUAUUCGAUCAAAGAAAUGGUGAAAAAGGAGCAAGAGAUUCAAACGGAAUCGUGGAAAACAUCGUCUUCGAUGAUUAGCAAGAAGAAAUACAAAGGAGUACGAAUGAGGAGCUGGGGUUCGUGGGUUUCUGAGAUUCGCGCACCCAAUCAAAAAACACGGAUAUGGUUAGGAUCUUAUUCGACUGCUGAAGCUGCAGCGAGAGCCUAUGAUGCAGCCCUCCUCUGCCUCAAGGGUCCCACCGCAAAUCUCAACUUUUCUCAUACCCAAUACAAUCACGACUAUUCCACUCCCAUCAUGUCUCCCAAAUCCAUCCAAAAGAUCGCGGCAGCAGCUGCAACUGUUACCGACACUGUUCCAUCACCAUCAUACUCAUCAUCGUUAUCCUCCUCCGCCUCUACGCCACCACCAACCAAUCCAAUAGAAGAUGAGGAAACAUUGUUUUCCGCAAAUGAUCCUCUUGAUGGCACCUUGAUGUCGAUGGUUGCACCAUGGUACAACUUCGAUUCACCGACGUACAACGAUGUGAUGCUCGAUACGUCGUUCUUUGAGUUUGAUCAUUCUUGUUCGACAACCAUGGAAGAUGUUUAUGAAGAAGAAGGUGGUGAUGAUAUCUAUCUUUGGAGCUUCUGCAGAUAAAUCUUUUAUUUUCUUGAUGAUUCUUUUAUUGAUCUUCAAAUUGAAGAAACAUAUAUUUACUGAC
Molecule: messenger RNA, 763 nt
Organism: Cynara cardunculus var. scolymus (artichoke)
Lineage: Eukaryota; Viridiplantae; Streptophyta; Magnoliopsida; Asterales; Asteraceae
Product: ethylene-responsive transcription factor ERF014-like
Exons: 1
Coding region: 79-699 (206 amino acids)
Biological process (GO): regulation of DNA-templated transcription
Molecular function (GO): DNA-binding transcription factor activity; DNA binding
Source: RefSeq, a predicted model, not a curated record